UCUAAUUAUAGAAGAAGUCCUUAAUUCCUCCCAAGGCUGGUCCUGAUUUUUCCCCCUGAUUGCAGCUUUUCACACCGGAUCCACCAUCACCUUUACACAAAUUUUUCGUUUUAAAAAAAGGGUGAGGAGGAAAUGCGUGAAUAAACCGAUUUUAAAGAGAAGAAAUUGUUCUUCUCCACGUUCUCUUCUAGGCUCGCCCUUUUCUUUCCGCCCCUCUUCUUUUCCUACGCCUUCAUUCCCUUCCAUGCAGGUUGCUUCUUCAAUGAUACGCCAUUGAUGUUGUAGAAGAUUGUUAGAUAUAGAAAAGACACGCUCCAUUGGAUUGAGGAUUGUAAUGAAGAGCUUGCGAGGAGGCCGGGUAUUCUCCGAUGAGAGAAGCGCGCAUGGACAAGGAUUCGACCGGUUGAAGACCCCGGAAGAGCCUGAAGAUUACAGUGCUCGAGCCAGCAAUUCGUCCGUGAUGAGCCCACGGGAUGUCGAUUCUCCAACUGUUGCGGACCCUUCAUCGCCGUUCGCCAAAUCCCCGUGGUCGUGUCACAUGGUGGCGCCCGUGGACGAGAGCUUCGACUACUCCCCGAAUGUCCUCAUGGGAUCUCUGGUUCGCGAGGAGGGUCACAUAUACUCGUUGGCCGCGUCCGGGGACUUGUUGUAUACCGGCUCGGAUAGCAAGAACAUCAGGGUUUGGAAGAACCAGAAGGAGUUCUCGGGCUUCAAGUCGAACAGCGGGUUGGUCAAGGCGAUCAUCAUCUCGGGGGAGAAGAUCUUCACCGGCCACCAGGACGGGAAGAUCCGCGUGUGGAGGGUCUCGUCCAAGAACGGAAGCGUCCACAAGCGGACCGGCAAUUUGCCGAGGUUGAAGGAUUACAUCAAGUGCUCGUUCAACCCGAGCAACUACGUCGAGGUGAGGCGGCACCGGAACGUUCUUUGGAUCAAGCACUUCGACGCCAUAUCGUGCCUCAGCUUGAGCGAGGACAAGUCGCUGCUGUACUCUUCUUCUUGGGACAAGACCUUCAAAGUGUGGAGGAUCUUGGAUUCCAAAUGUCUCGAGUCGGUCAUAGCCCACGACGACGCAGUGAACGCAAUCAUUGCCGGCUUCGACAGCUUGGUCUUCACCGGCUCCGCGGACGGGACGGUCAAAGUGUGGCGGAGGGAGUACCAAGGGAAGGUGACGAAGCACUUCUUCUCGCAAACGUUGCUCAAGCAGGAAUACGCGGUCACGGCAUUGGCCGUGAACUCAGACGCGACCGUCGUGUACAGCGGCUCCUCGGACGGCCUCGUCAAUUAUUGGGACCGCGAGAAGCAUCUCUCCCACAGCGGCGUCCUGAGAGGACACAAGCUGGCGGUCCUGUGCUUGAUCGCAGCCGGGAGGUUGGUGCUGAGCGGGUCGGCGGACAAGGGGAUAUGUGUGUGGAGGAGAGAUGGCGGCAACCACACGUGCUUGUCCGUGCUGACGGGCCAUAACGGGCCAGUCAAGUGCUUGGCCGCGGAGAAGGACAACGGCACUGAGCCUUCGGGCGAGAGGCGGUGGAUCGUAUACAGCGGCAGUCUGGAUAAGUCGGUGAAAAUGUGGCGGGUGUCGGAGGCCGCCCCGCCAAUGCAGAGAGUGCAACAACACUACACAUCCGACGGGAAAGCGAUGCCGACCACCUUACAGUAUGCUCCGAGUUUCUCUACGCAAGGUAGGAUAAGCCAAAAAAAAUCAUAGAAAGAAAGAAGAAGGCAAAUUAAACCAACUUGUUCCUUCGUUGUGUAUCUGGUUGAUUUUGGUGCCUCUCAGUGUUAGAUCCGGAAAGGAGAUUAUCGCAACUAAUGUAAUUUGUGACAUUUCCGUUGUAAUGUUCUUU
This is a messenger RNA of Rhodamnia argentea, 1844 nucleotides long. RefSeq names its product protein JINGUBANG. Lineage: Eukaryota; Viridiplantae; Streptophyta; Magnoliopsida; Myrtales; Myrtaceae. The record is from RefSeq and is a predicted model, not a curated record. Gene Ontology annotation, molecular function: protein binding. The transcript has a single exon. The coding region runs from base 335 to 1705 and encodes 456 amino acids.